This is a messenger RNA of Cuscuta campestris, 4806 nucleotides long. The record is from the annotation of a GenBank genome assembly. NCBI's taxonomy places the organism in Eukaryota, Viridiplantae, Streptophyta, Magnoliopsida, Solanales, Convolvulaceae.
AGUACGUUCUCAUUUGCAGGUAAUUUGAAUCCAUUUUACUGUAUGUAUUUUGGCUUGUGAUAAUUACUUUUCCAUCAAUGGUCCAGUUUUAGAGACUAUAUAUAUCACGAUUAUGGAAAGAGUAUCUCACAUUCUCACAUUAUGAAAGGAACUUCUCAAACACUUCCUUACACCAUAAGGUUCGUUGGUCUACUUGGUAGUCAUUCUCUUGGUAUAAAUCCAAAGUUUAUGGCUAUUGCAGUAGAUUUAGGAAGAGAAUUGAUAAGGCGAAGAAUUAGUCUUGCUUAUGGAGGAGGCAACGUUGGCCUACAAGGAGCUGUUGCUUCAAUAGUCUUCAACAAUGGUGGUCUCGUUAGAGGUUUCAUUCCUGGGUACAUAGCAACACGACGGGUCUACGGACCUACAUAUGGCGUAGAGCACACAGUUUCCAGCAAUUACUACAAAUAUUUUGAGAUGAAUCAUGCUGUGGAAGCUUUCAUUGUUCUUCCCGGAGGAGUUGACACCAUGGAAGGUUUGUUCACCUUGAUCUCGUGGGCUUCUGAAGGGUUACACAAUAGACCCAUUGGUCUUUUAAACAUUGACGGUUAUUUCAAUAACCUUCUCAAAUUCUUAGACGAUGCGGUGAGGCAGAACUUCAUGGCUUCCAGUCAGAGGAUACUUUUUAUUUCUUCUUUCUCUGUUGACGAGCUUUUAGACAAACUAGAGUUUGCUAAAGCUUUCCCGGGACCUGGGAACAAGAUUGAGGUCAAAGAGCUUGUGUGCACCCACUGUGGGAAAACAGGACAUGAGGUCGAGGCAUGCUACAAGCUGAUUGGGUACCCUGAAGGUGAAACAUUGGAUGCAAAUGGAUCGAGUAGCUCCACUUCCAUUGAUCACUUUGAUGAUGAUGAUGAAGUCCCUGAGGAAGAGCAGCUGGACCGUCUCAUGAGGAACGGUCAACCGGAAGAAGGAGAUAAUGCAGCUGAGCUACAGGCGGUCGAUCAGGUGGACCGUUUUGUGAACCACGGUCGACCGUCAUCGAGGCAGAAAGAUGGAUCCCUGGGAGACCAACCAAUGGUCGACGCGGUGGACCGUUCUGAGAGACACGGUCAACCGUUCCACGAGCAGAGAGACGGACUCCAGGGAGAUAAAGACACGGUCAACCGUGAUGAGAACAACGGUCGACCGUCCUCGAGGCAGAAAGGAGGCAGUGAGGAACUGUCACAGACGGUCGACCCCGUGGACCAUUCCACGAAUGGCGGUCGAUCGUCCUCUUCCCAGCAAGCAACAGAGGUCUUAGGGCGUGGCCAACGGGAGAGACGACCAAAUCACAUAAAAAAUGGAAAGCCAACAAGGGAAAAUGGAAAGCCAACAAGGGGUGUGAUGAAGACAUUGGCAGCAAGACACAACAUAAGCUCAAAAACUAUGCAAAGGCUAUGGGACUCUGCAAAGAAACAAAUUCAAAAUGGAAAGGCCAUCUCAAUACCAAACGAGAUGAAAGGUAAAGCAUAUGGAAGAGAGAAGAUUAACAUAUCAGUGGAAGAGGCCUCAGCUGUAUCCCCAAGUAAAAGACGAACUAUCAUAGCAUUGGCAAAGGCUAUUUCGAGGUCAAAAAGCAUUGUGCACAGAAUGGUCACACGUGGAAAUAUAAAGGCUCACACAAAUGCCAUUAAGCCUUGUCAGAAGAAAAUAAGGAGACGUAGCAGAAACAGACCCAGGGGUACCUUAGUUACCAAGCCUGUGCUCUCAGUGAACAAAGAGGUGUACAAGUCAUUUUUAAUCAACAAAGUAUUGGUUGCAAUAAAGGAAAAGUGGCCAAUCAAUGGGUGUAAGAGAAUCUGCAUCCAGCAAGAUAAUGCUAGACCUCAUCUAACAUGUGAUGAUCCUGAUUUUCUAGCAGCAUCCAAGUCUCAUGGGUUUGACAUUGAGCUAACAUGCCAACCACCAAAUAGUAAAGACCUAAAUCUUCUGGACUUGGGGUACUUUAGGGAUAUUCAAGCUCUGCAGCAAGAAAAGAAGUGCAAAACAAUUGAUGACCUAGUUGAAGCAGUGAUGAAAUCUUACUAUGAGUUUGAUCCACAAUUAUCAAACUUUGUGUGGCUAAGCUUACAAUACUGGGAUACAAUACACAUAGUCAAAGUUUCUCUGAUCGAGGUUCGUCGCCUAGCGGACGUCAUCCCUGUUAUGCAUUGUCCCUUUCAUCCCGUCGCUGUCGCGCAGUCAACAUGGCCGGUCGCUAUCCGGCAGUCGCUAUCACGGUCCCCAGCCGAGCUCGCUACCCGAGCCGAACCCAUAGGGCAAGCCGAGUUCAUGGGCCGAGCAGAGAAGAUCCUCCAUGUGGCUGAUGGGUCCCGGAUGACGUGUCUUUUGGGGUCGUCCUCCAUCAUAAGCCCCCCACUCUCCGGGUUUCGUUGCAGUCAGCGAUGGGACACGGGAGAGUAUGGGCACUUCUUUCGUCGGUCCGCGUCCGAAUGCGACGUCGAGGGUUCCGUCACAUGCUCCGCUCAUGAAAGCGACUCCCGCUCGGCCUCCGUUGAGGAGAUAGUCGAGGCGGUUGAGAUCCCUCUUCAGUCCGAGCCUCGCAAGCAGAGGCGCACUGCCCUGGAGGACUCGGGGAUCCGAGCGUGGAAAUGCACCCUCACGGCUGAGGAAUUUUGCAAGGCGAAGCGCUUGGCCUCGGCGCCGGGUGUGACCGUGCGCCGUCCCACCCCCGAGCAGUCAGUCUUUGAUGCUCCUUCGGGUUUCUUCGCUAUUCACCUCAAAUCCCUCGAGUACGAGUUUCGUUUCCCCCUCCAUCAGUUGGUCAUAGACUUUUUCCAACAUUUCGAUCUUCUCCCUUGCCAAGUCGUGCCCAAAUCCCAUCGUUACUUGGCCGGGUUCCUUAUCCGUUGCCAAGGGACCAGGGUUCGCCCCGAUCUGGCUCGCUUCCUGUUGCUCUUCCGGUUGGCGAAGUCAUCUGGUCGGGCCAACUCCGACUCGGGCUCGUACGCCUCUAUCUUCCAGAGGCAGGAGAGGCUUUUCAAGACGAGGAAGGACUCCGCUAAGAGUUGGAAGGGGAAGUUCAUCUUCGUUUCUCUCUCCUCGGGCUCCCCUUUUUGUAAAGAACCCCUCAGUUCCUUUCGACGCUGCUCCGCGUGUGUCACCUCGGACAAGAUGCUCGAAGACGUAGAGACGCUCUGUCAAGGGGGGCCCUUCGAAGUCGGCUCGGUGGUGACGAAUGAGGCGCUAGCGGCACUCGGCUUCGUCUUCCUAUCCCCAGAGGACACCCAGAGGAGCAUCGAAGAAGGCCCCUCAGGUGAAAUCAUGCUUUCCAGCGCCGAGCAGAUGAAGCUCAUGUUCCCGGACGCUCCGAGCGGCAACUCCCAGGCUCCUCCCUCGGGCGGCCGUCCCCCGACUCCCCCCGUGAAGCCGACAUCCGAGACGACACAGAAGAAGAAGAGGAAGGAAACGGCCUCGGCCGCCGACGCUUUGCAGGGGUCAGAGUCCCCCAUGAUGAAGGACUUUGGCCAUCCCAAAUAUGUCAAGGCGGCCUUCCCCGCUCGGGUCUCCUUCCUAGACCGGGAUUACGACCCGGAGACCUUCCUGCGCAGCUUUACUCCUCCAACCGAUCGUGCCAAGCUAAAAGAUGUCGACCGGGUGACUCUGGCCUCAGAUACCUUCCAUGAGCUGGGCUCGGCGAUGAUGCGCAUGGUCGACAUGAGUCAGCGGCUGCGCGCCAGUGAGGACGACCGGAGUAGGGCUUAUGUUGAGAUAGCGGACCUCAAUGAGGCCUUGAAGGCGGCCAAGGAACAAGCUCGCCAGGCCGAGGAGCGGGCUCAGCAACUCGCGGAGGAGGCUGCUCGCAAGGCGCGCCAGGAGGCUCGCGAUCAAGCCGUUGCCGAGUUCCUAGCAUCGGAUGCAUUUCAGGAGGAAGCCUUCACUCGCAUGAAUGAUUUGCUCAAGGCAUGGGGGCAGACUCCUGAGGGCAAGGCAUUCGCCCGCUCCGAAGGAACGUCGUGGUACAACCUCGGUCUGUUCCGAGCGCAGCAAGUCCUCUCGGAUAGGUUCCUCGCCGGGGAGGACUUCCCCGAGCCAUGCGACAAUCCUGAUGAGCUCGACACUUCAAUCUACUACCCGAAUGGCGGGAACUCAGCCGGCGAGCAGCCAAGUGCCAAUCUUUUUCGCUUUUCGCCAUUAGCCUUAAGGGCUACACUCGGCUCUUCCCCUGAGGGGGAGUGCCGAACACGAAGGUUAGACCUUCGUGGCGGCGGUGGUGGAACGUAUGCACCAGCCAAUUGCUGUAGGAAGUUCAUGAAGUUAACCGCGAGCUGCGGCUGGUUGAUAGGAACGACUCCCGGAACAGGGCCCACGCUUGGGGCUGCCUGCUCUGGGGCCUGUUGCGGUGUGAAGCUUGACGCUUCCGUGUGGACGCUCACGUGCUCAGGCUCUCCAUGUGGGACAUCCUGUCCGUCGUUGCCUGCUGCUUGGCUCAUUUUCUAUAGGAAUAGCUUAAAUCAGAACCGGUUAUAAUAUGACAUACAUGUGAUCUAGAUAACGGUGUACCUUUCCCUAGGAGUGAUGCGAUGGGAGAUGCGGCUGUGGACUUUUUGAAUAUACUCUUUGACCAAGAUGACAAAAUAUGUUUUUUUUGUUUUUUUUCACAAAAUCGAACUGCUCUGAUACCAAAUUGUAACACCCGCCUUCCGUGGACCCAGUUCACCGCGACCCAACGGACCUGUAGGGUUACAUGGGCGGUCCGAGAACCGUCCGUAGAGAAAAACGCAUUAAUGACUAUUUAUUAUGAAAACGGUUGUGUUUUAAUUAGUGAAAUAAGUGCUAGGGAAUUAG